This is a messenger RNA of Electrophorus electricus (electric eel), 3381 nucleotides long. The record is from RefSeq and is a predicted model, not a curated record. Lineage: Eukaryota; Metazoa; Chordata; Actinopteri; Gymnotiformes; Gymnotidae.
GCAGCAUGGCUGCCCACAUUCGUGCUCUGAGCCUGUGGCGCCGCGUCACUUUCACAAAGUUAUCAGGGGGCGUGAGGAGCUGUUCGACACCGUCAGGCACUCAGGUCCACGAACACUUUACAUCCAAAACGGUACGACGGAUGUUUAUCGAUUUUUUCAAGGAGAAGCACCAGCACCGGGCUGUGCCAUCCUCACCUGUGCGCCCGAGGGGCGACCCAAGUCUUCUGUUUGUAAACGCGGGAAUGAAUCAGUUUAAGCCAAUCUUACUGGGUUGUGCGGAUCCGCGUAGCGAAAUGGCUUCUUACCGGCGCGCGGUGAACAGUCAGAAGUGCGUGCGCGCCGGAGGUAAACACAACGACCUCGAGGACGUCGGCAGGGACGUGUACCAUCACACCUUCUUCGAGAUGCUGGGAAACUGGUCGUUUGGCGACUACUUCAAGGUGGAAGCUUGUGCGAUGGCCUGGCAUUUAUUAACGGAGGUGUACAGAAUUCCUGCCGAGCGCCUGUACGUCUCGUACUUCUCGGGCGACGCAGCGAAUGGCCUGCCUGCCGAUGAGGAGACGCGACAGAUCUGGCUCAGCCUGGGAGUCAGUCCGGAUCAUGUGCUCCCUUUUGGAAUGAUGGAUAACUUCUGGGAGAUGGGUGAGACGGGACCGUGUGGCCCCUGCACUGAAAUCCACUACGACCACGUGGGCAGCCGUCACGCAGGGGCGCUCAUCAACACUGGCAGUCCAGCCGUGGUGGAGAUCUGGAAUUUGGUGUUUAUGCAGUACAGCAGGGAGGCUGACGGAGGCCUGCGUCCUCUGCCCAUGUGUAGUGUGGACACAGGAAUGGGUCUAGAGAGGCUGGUCACGGUGCUGCAGGGGAAACGCUCCAACUAUGAUACGGACCUGUUCACACCACUGUUGUCUGCCAUCCACCAGUGCAGUAAAGCCCCUACAUACAGAGGCAGGACGGGGGAGGAGGAUGAUGGUAGAGUGGACAUGGGGUACCGCGUGGUGGCUGACCACAUUCGCACUCUGUGUGUGUGCAUCGCGGACGGAGUGCAUCCUGGCAUGACCGGAGCAGAGCUGGUUUUGAGGCGUAUUCUUCGUCGAGCUGUGCGCUUCUCUACAGAGGUGCUGCAGGCUCCUGAGGGAGCACUGGCAAGCCUGGUGCCCACUGUGGCUCACAUACUGGGUGACGCCUAUCCUGAGCUGCACACUGAGAUGGACAGGAUCGUGGAGAUUAUUAAUAUAAAUGAGACUCAGUUCCUUGCCUCUCUGAGGCAGGGUAGAAGAGUGAUCGACAGGACGCUCAGUAAAAUGGACAGAGAUGAUGAGUUCCCAGCCCCUGUGGCCUGGGCUCUGCACCAUAACCUAGGCUUCCCACUGGACCUGAUCUACCUGAUGCUGGAGGAGCGCAGCGCAACGCUGGACCGGCUCGGCCUGGAGCGGCUCGCAGCUCGGCAAGAGAAGUUGCAGGGCCAGUCUGAAGGGGGCGCUGGUGAGAGAGGGCUCCACCUGGAUCUGCAGUGUUUGGCGGAGCUUCAGAGCAGAGGAGUCCCUCACACAGACGACUCAUUUAAAUACAGCUACAGUCUGCAGCAGGACGGCACCUACAUGUUUCCUGGCUGCAGUGCCACUGUGAUGGCGCUGUACUGUAACCAGUCUCUGCUGUCUGAGGUGGGGAGAGGCCAGCGCUGUGGGAUGGUGCUGGACCGAACCUGCUUCUACGCGGAGCAGGGCGGCCAGACGCACGACCAGGGCUACUUCACCAAGGACGGACUGCAGGAUGUGCUGUUCCCUGUGGAGUGUGCGCGCUUGGCUGGUGGUUAUGUGGUGCAUGAGCUCACUGCAACAGAGACUUUGCGAACUGGAGACCAAAUACAGCUUCAUGUGGAUGAGACUCGGCGUGUGGCCUGCAUGGAGAAGCACACUGCCGCACACAUGCUGAACUUUGCCCUGCGGGAGCUGCUAGGGUCAGGGGUUGCCCAGAGAGGGUCCCAUGUUACAGCGGACCGGCUCCGCUUCGACUUCAGCUCCAAGUCUUCUCUGAGUGUAUCCCAGCUUCAGGAAGUGGAGAGGCUGAUCCAAAGAAUUAUUAAAGAAAACCACGUGGUACACACGCAGGAAGUCCCUCUAGCCCGAGCAAAUGAGAUUGCAGGACUGAGGACUGUGGAUGAGGUGUAUCCAGACCCGGUGCGAGUCGUGUCCGUGGGCCUGCCGGUUUCAGAACUGCUCCAUGAUCACACACCCAGACGAGUUUCUGUGGAGCUCUGCUGUGGCACGCACUUGCUACGGACAGGAGGUAUCCGGCACCUCGUUAUCACUUCUGAGCGGCAGAUGGUCAAGGGCAUCAGUCGCAUCGUUGCAGUUACUGGCGAUGACGCCAAACAGGCACGGGAGGCGGGGCAAGCUCUCCUGGAGGAGGUGGAGUCUCUGACUGCGCGCAUUGCAGCUGACCGCGCCCCUUCAUUACAGCGUGCUCAGAGGCUCUCUAAAGAGGUCGGCCUGCUUACGGACGCUGUUGAGGGUACUCCUAUUCCACAGUGGCAGAGGAGAGAGCUGCAGACAGGACUGAAAGCUUUACAGAGGAGGACCAACACUACCAUCAGAAAACUAGAAAUCAGAGAGGCUGCAGCCAAAGCUCAUGAGUUGUUGAAGAGACACUUGAAUAAAACAGUGCUGGUGGACACACUGGAGACUGACUCCAAAUCAGUAGUGAUGAAGACGGUGAACCAGCUCGGUGAACAAGCGCCACACGCUCUCAUCAUGCUCCUCUCUCACCUACAGCCGUCAGGAAGAGUGCUGUGUGCCUGCCAGGUGCCCAAGGGUCAGACGGCUGUGUCUGCGAGUGAGUGGGCCCUGGCUGUCUGUGGCCGUCUGCGGGGGAGUGCGGGGGGCUCAGCCACCGUGGCUAAAGGGGUCGGCACGGCGACAGACGUCGCCCACCUGCAGGAGACCCUGCGCUGGGCUGAGGAGUUUGCCCACAGCAAACGGCAACACGCACUUCACACUCAGUGAGGCUCUGUUUGCACACGGACAGAGCUCAACGUGAGUCUGACCCUCACAACAAGUUCACACACUCACACCCACAGAACUGAAAGCCCUGAACAGAUCUUGAAACCCUGAACUUGGAAGACCCCACACAAUAAAUCUUACCACCCUGAAUUGCUUGUGGACGAAUGUGGCUCAUGGACUGCAAUAGCUUUUAACAGCUUCAGUUGUUAACGUGACUAUGUAAACAAAAUUGACUAUAAUGUAAAUUAUUUAAAUUCUGUGUUGAAAUUCGAUUUAUGUUGACGUCUGACAUGGAAACCCUCAUCUUUCAUCUUAUUCCUUUGUUUUAAAAGGAGUCUUGCACUGUAGUAUAUAUCCAAUUAAACUAUUUUCUUAUGUU